CAUCUGUCACGUGACCUAUGUGUCCUUGGUUUGGGUACCUUUGACAUGUGAUUAGCAAAAACAUGUCUUUCCCUAAAAAGCCUGGCGGUAAAGCAUUAGAUAUUUUGCAGAGCUUACCGCGGAUAAGUUUAGCGAACUUGCGGCCUGAACCAGGAUCAAAAAAAGCGGGCAAACGACGGGGCAGAGGGCAGCAUGGUGGCAACAGAAGCGGCCGAGGACACAAAGGAGAGCGACAGAGAGGCAACCGGCCUCGCCUGGGGUUUGAGGGGGGUCAGACCCCGUUUUAUCUGGCUAUUCCAAAAUAUGGCUUCAAUGAAGGGCACAGUUGCCGUCCCCAGUACCAGCCUCUGUCUUUGAAACGACUGCAGUACCUGAUCGAUUUGGGACGAGUCGACACAACCCAGCCCAUAGACCUGACCCAGCUGGUCAAUGCCAGAGGAGUGACGAUCCAGCCUCUGAAGAGGGACUGUGGAGUCCAGCUUGUUGAUGAGGGUGCCGAUAUUUUUGCUGCAAAAAUCAACAUUGAGGUUCAGAGAGCUUCUGAAGGAGCCAUAGCUGCUAUUGAGAGGAACGGAGGUGUCAUCACAACCAGUUUCUAUGAUCCUAUAAGUCUCGGGAUUCUCAUCAAACCGGUCCCAUUUUUCUUACGUGGGCAACCUAUUCCAAAGCGAAUGUUACCAGGCCAGGAUAUGGUCCCGUACUACGCAGAUGCUGAAAACCGUGGUUACUUGGCAGACCCAGAGAAAAUCCAGCAGGCCCGGCUAGCCUUGGCACAGAAGUAUGGCUAUAUUUUGCCAGACAUUUCAAAGGAUGAACUGUAUCACAUGCUCUCCAUGAGGAAGGAUGUUCGACAGAUCUUCUUUGGCCUUGCUCCAGGCUGGGUCGUUAACAUGCCGGAGAAGAAGAUACUGAAACCCACUGAUGAGAAGCUGCUUAAAUAUUACAGCUCAUAGAUGUGAAGAGUAACAAUAAAUGUUAUGUACAUUAUCUCAUGGCAAAAAUCAGGAAAGUACUGAGUUUUGCAUGUUGAAAACAUGUAAAAAAAAGUGUGGGACAUGUUUCCAUUUUAUAGAGAAAAAAUUGUGGAAAAACAGCUUUCUGUGUUUGAGAACGAAGCAUUGUCAUUAAACCUAAUCUUGAAAACUACAUUUCCCAAUAUAUUGUUUUUUAAAUGGA
Molecule: messenger RNA, 1176 nt
Organism: Toxotes jaculatrix (banded archerfish)
Lineage: Eukaryota; Metazoa; Chordata; Actinopteri; Toxotidae
Gene: mrpl15
Product: mitochondrial ribosomal protein L15
Exons: 5
Coding region: 63-953 (296 amino acids)
Biological process (GO): translation
Cellular component (GO): mitochondrial large ribosomal subunit
Molecular function (GO): structural constituent of ribosome
Source: RefSeq, a predicted model, not a curated record